AUGGCAAAGCGUGGGAAAAACAGCACCGAAAACACCGGUAGACGUGCUGCUGCCGACGCUUUGCUUGGGCUUGUUGGGAGCCUCGACAGCACUCCCAAUGAUGUCCAGCUGGACCAUGGAACGGCUGGAAACACCGCCGCUGGAAAGGUUCCUGUUGCUGGGAAGCACAAACCUGUUCGUUCUCUAGAGGAACUUGUUGAUCACGGAAAACUUCCCACUUACAAGGAACUGCGUGGUGUUCUCCACGACGAAACCGCAGCGCUUGACUACAUGGCGUGGUGUGGUAUUAUCAAGGUGCCAGGGUGCUGUGGGCGGUGUGGCAGCACCGUCCAUUGGAAGAAGAAACUCAACAAGAAGUCCGGUGCAGAGGAGUACACCAGUACUGUCGAAUGCCGGAAGGUGGUUUGUGAGUUCACCCCACCCAAGACAUGCGAACGUUGUGACAGCCGUAUGAACUACGUUUGCAAUGAGGACAGGGAGGUCUGUGGUGGUGCAUGCAACCAGUGCCACUGGACGUGGAGUCCUGGUAAGAAGUGGCAGAUUUCUCCUUUCCGAGGAAGUGUACUGCAGAAUUGCAAGCUACCCAAAAAUGAAGUGCUCCACUUGUUCUAUCUCUUCCUCCUGCGUGUGCCGGCUGUGACAAUUGCAAGCAUGUUGAGUUGGUCUGUUACCACGGUGGGUAAGUGGCUCAAGCAUUGCCGACAGCUUGUUACUGAGAUGAUUCUUCGAGAAGACAAGGAAAAGGUUUUGCUUGGAGGUCCAGGAAUCAUUGUCGAAAUUGAUGAAAGCAAGUUCGGUACCAUAAUCCACACUGACAUGUGGAAGGCAUAUGGACGUCUGCAGUACCUUGAUGGCUACAACUACACCCAUAAAACUCUCAAUCACAGCAAAGAGUUCGUUUCCGAGGAUGGGACCCACACCCAAACUAUCGAGGGUAGCUGGUCAUUCAUGAAAGCCUACAUGCCAGUGCAAAAACGGUCAGGGCACUCACUCCAGGAGUACUUGUGGGAGAUUCAGUGGCGUCGUCUGAAUGCGGAGCAUCUCUGGGAGGCUUUCCUUUCUGGAGUGAGCAAAUGGAGUUACACACCGGCUGACAUUGAGAAGCUGUGGGACCUCCGAGAUGAGAACGAUCCGGCUGGGUGGAAUGCUGACCAUGAACAAGACAAGACCGACGAGGACUUGGAGGAUGCCCUCUACUACGACACCGACGACGAGCUCUACAAUAGCGAUGGUGAGGGAUCGGCAGCAGCUGCAACGCUCACUAGGAUUAAAACAGCCAUUAUUUAG
Molecule: messenger RNA, 1287 nt
Organism: Seminavis robusta
Lineage: Eukaryota; Bacillariophyta; Bacillariophyceae; Naviculales; Naviculaceae
Source: the annotation of a GenBank genome assembly